Callithrix jacchus (white-tufted-ear marmoset) is the source of this 6540-nucleotide messenger RNA. The record is from RefSeq and is a predicted model, not a curated record. Lineage: Eukaryota; Metazoa; Chordata; Mammalia; Primates; Cebidae.
ACCAAUAGUAUCCAGUUAGAAGAAGCAAAUCUGGGAAAGGAAGAAUAUCAGAAAAAAAGAAUGUUUCCAAUGAUGGACUUACUUGUUACCACUGCUUGAUCUCUAAUGGACAAUACCAAGGAAUGCCUUUCUUCCUGGACAGGAUGUUGGCAUUCCCAAUGAAUGAAGCUUGUUGUUUCCUUUGGAUUACCUGUGUUUUCACUUCUGCGCUGACUCGGCAAGGAACAGAAAGUUUUCAGUGUGAUAGUGGAGUCUCCUUGCCUCCUGACUGUGUUUGUGACUUCACAGAUCAGUGUGGAGACAACAGUGAUGAACGGCACUGCUCGAAUUAUGAAAGAUGUGAUUUUGAGGAUGGGCUCUGUAGUAUGGCUCAAGAUCAGAGUCUGCAACCUAGCUGGACAAAGAGAAAUGGGAUGACUGGUCUGUUACCUCCAUUUUAUGAUCACAAUGGUGAUAAGUCCGCUCACUUUCUCUCACUGGUUUCCAGAAUGGAUUUUAUUUCCUCAAGUUUAAGAAGCAGAGUUUUCCUUCCGACAAAUGAUCAAUAUGACUGCCAGAUUACAUUUUAUUACUUCUCCAGCCAAGAGAGUGGCAAAUUAAUGGUUGGACUUCAAACUGCAUGUGGAGGUCCUAUUCAGCAUUUACGGCAAAACACAGCUGCACUCCCAAAUCAGUGGAAGAGAAAUGUCAUCAAAAUCCAGAGUUCACAGAGAUUUCAGGUUGUUUUUCAAGGUCAAAUGGCUUCAACUGAUGAACAGGAUAGAGUCAUGGCUAUUGAUGAUAUAUCUUUCAGUUCAGACUGUUUGCCUGCCAAUGAUGGAAUUUUACCAUGUCAAGAAGCAUUGAAUGCUGAGCAGAAACUAUGCCAUCCAGAUACAGACCUCUGCAGAUUUGAUGCUACAUAUGAAGGAUUGAGAUUGUGUCAGGCCUUUGGGUUUGAAUUUGACAUGUGUGAGUGGACGUCAGAAGCAUCUGCUGCCCACAUUUCCUGGAUGCGCACAAAAGCAAGAGAGGUCCCUGCAUUGGAAUCUGCACCUCAGCAGGAUCAAAGAGGUUAUUAUAUAUGGAUAGGGGCAAAGCAUGCUUUUACUGUUAACCAGUUAGACAGCAGGGCUUACCUAAACAGUUCUGCGUAUCACUGCUUGGGCAAGAGCUGUCAUCUUCAAUUCUAUUAUUCUAUGGAAAACAGUGUCCUGAGAGUAAGACUGCAUGAUAAUGAGGAAGAAGAAAUAUUUUGGACAUAUAACGCAUCAACUCACAGCCAAUGGGUGAAAGCAGAUGUGUUAAUACCAGAAGGUCAGAAGACAUUUAAGAUUAUUUUUGAAGGGACUCUUUUGAGCCAGAGAAGUUUUAUUGGGCUUGAUCAUCUCUGGGUCUAUGCCUGUGGACAGACCCAGUCCAGAAAGCUUUGCUCUGCAGAUGAAUUCCCUUGCACUAGUGGCCAAUGCAUCGCCAGUGAAUCCAUCUGUGACUCUCGGCAGGACUGCUCUGAUGGGAGUGAUGAAGAGCCAGCAACUUGCUUAAAGCGUCUCACCUGUGACUUUGAGUCUGGUUUCUGUGGCUGGGAGCCAUUUCUCACAGAAGAUUCACACUGGAAGCUGGCGAAAGGAUUGAAUAAUGGAGAGUACCACUUUCCCGCAGCUGAUCACACAGCAAACAUAAAUCAUGGAUCAUUUAUUUAUUUGGAGGCACAGCAAUCCCCUGGGGUGGCCAAGCUUGGAAGUCCUGUUCUUACAAAAUUGCUCACUGCUUCUACCCCAUGUCAGGUGCAGUUUUGGUAUCAUUUGUCUCAACAUUCACAUCUCUCGGUUUUUACAAGAACGUCUCUAGAUGGAAACUUGCAAAUGCAAGGCAAAACAAUCAGAUCUUCUGAAUCUCAGUGGAGCCAUGCAAAAAUUGAUCUCAUUGCAAAAGCAGAAGACUCGACUCUACCUUUUCAGUUAAUUUUGGAAGCUACUGUUUUGUCAUCAAAUGCUACCGUUGCUCUAGAUGACAUCAGUGUAUCCCAGGAAUGUGAAAUUGUCUAUAAGUCACUUCCAGGCACCAGUACCCAAAGCAAAGGGCCGGACGCAGUGGCUCAAGCCUAUAAUCCCAGCACUUUGGGAGGCCAAGGCGGGUGGAUCACGAAGUCAAGAGAUCGAGACCAUCCUGGUCAACAAGUUUCCAAGUGUGAUUUUGAAGCAAACAGCUGUGGUUGGUUUGAAGCAAUUAGUGGUGACCAUUUUGACUGGGUAUGGAGCUCUCAGAGUGAACUUUCCACUGUUUUUGAGCACCAGGCUCCACCUCAGGAUCAUAGUCUCAACACAUCUCAAGGGCAUUUUAUGUUCAUUCUGAAGGAAAGCAGCAGCUUGUGGCAAGUUGCUAAGCUCCAGAGCCCAACUUACAGCCAGACAGGACCUGGAUGCAUACUUUCCUUCUGGUUCUAUAACUAUGGCUUGUCAGUGGGAGCAGCUGAGCUGCAACUACAUAUGGAAAAAUCUCAUGACUCAACAGUGCUGUGGAGAGUAUUAUACAAUCAGGGCAACCUAUGGUCGAAGGCAAUCAUUCAGCUAGGACGCCUUUCUCAGCCCUUCCACUUGUCACUAGAUAAAGUCAGUCUGGGCAUUUAUGAUGGGGUCUCAGCUAUUGAUGACAUCCGAUGAAAUUGUACUCUCCCCCUUCCUGCUGAGAGCUGUGAAGGGCCGGAUCAUUUCUGGUGUCACCACACCAGGGCUUGCAUAGAAAAGCUUCAGUUAUGUGAUCUGGUGGAUGACUGUGGUGAUCGUACCGAUGAAGUCAACUGUGGUAAGUUCUUCUUGGUUGGGGGAUUCUCUCUCUCAUUUAUAUUGAUGGAGGCUUCAGUGGGAGAUGGCUUCACUGGAGAUAUUGCGAUUGAUGAUCUGUCAUUCAUGGACUGCACCCUCUACCCUGGUAAUUUGCCAGUGGACCUCCCAACUCCACCAGAAACUUCAGUUCCUGUAACAUUACCUCCACACAACUGCACAGACAGUGAAUUUGUCUGCAGGUCUGAUGGUCACUGCAUCGAGAAAAUGCAGAAGUGUGAUUUUAAAUGUGACUACCCUGACAAAUCAGAUGAAGCAUCCUGUGUUAUGGAAGUUUGCAGCUUUGAGAAAGGAAGCCUGUGUAAAUGGUAUCAACCAAUCGCAAUACAUUUACUUCAAGAUUCAAACACAUUCAGGUGGGGACUUGGGAAUGGGAUUAGCAUUCAUCACGGGGAAGAAAACCACAGGCCAUUGGUGGAUCAUACAAAAAAUACCACAGAUGGCUGGUACUUGUAUGCUGACAGUUCUAAUGGGAAAUUUGGUGACACGGCUGACAUUCUUACUCCUGUCAUUUCACUCACGGGACCAAAAUGUACCUUGGUGUUCUGGACACAUAUGAAUGGGGCCACCGUUGGUUCUCUCCAGGUACUCAUCAAGAAAGGCAACAUUACUUCUAAAUUGUGGGCUCAAACUGGACAGCAAGGUGCACACUGGAAGAGAGUAGAAGUAUUUUUAGGCAUUCAGUCACAUACACAGAUUGUCUUCAGGGCCAAACGUGGUAUCAGUUACAUAGGAGAUGUAGCAGUGGAUGAUAUUUCCUUCCAAGAUUGUUCCCCUUUGCUUAGCCCAGAGAGAAAAUGUACUGCUCAUGAAUUCACGUGUGCUAAUAAGCACUGCAUUGCAAAAGACAAGCUGUGUGAUUUUGUGAAUGAUUGUGCGGAUAAUUCAGAUGAGACUACUUUAAUUUGCCGUACCUCCAGUGGGCGCUGUGAUUUCGAAUUUGAUCUUUGUUCCUGGGACCAGGAGAAAGAUGAGGACUUUGACUGGAAUCUGAAAGCUAGCAGCAUCCCUGCAGCAGGCACAGAGCCAGCGGCAGAUCACACUUUGGGAAAUUCAUCUGGUCAUUACAUCUUCAUACAGAGUUUAUUCUCUCAGCAGCCCAUGAAAGCAGCCAGAAUUUCAAGCCCCAUUAUAAGUAAGAGAAGCAAAAACUGCAAGAUUAUUUUUCAUUAUCAUAUGUAUGGAAAUGGCAUUGGGGCACUCACCUUAAUGCAGGUGUCAGUCACAAACCAAACAAAGGUUCUACUUAACCUCACUGUGGAACAAGGCAAUUUCUGGCAGAGGGAAGAAUUGUCGCUGUUUGCUGAUGAAGACUUCCAACUCAAAUUUGAAGGUAGAGUUGGAAAAGGUCAGCGUGGUGACAUUGCACUUGAUGACAUUGUACUUACAAAGAAUUGUCUAUCACUCCAUGAAUCCGUGCAAGAAGAACUAGCAUCGCCUCUUCCAACAGGUUUCUGCCCACUUGGCUAUUGGGAAUGUCAGAGUGGCAAAUGCUAUAGACUGGAAGAAAGAUGUGACUUCAUAGAUGACUGUGGAGACAAUACAGACGAAAAUGAGUGUGGUAGCUCCUGUACUUUCGAAAAAGGCUGGUGUGGCUGGCAGAACUCCCUGGCUGACAGCUUUGAUUGGGUUUUAGGGGUUGGCUCCCAUCAAAGCUUUAGACCUCCCAAAGACCACACACUUGGAAAUGAAAAUGGGCACUUCGUGUAUCUGGAGGCUACUCCAGUGGGCCUUCGGGGUGACAAAGCACACUUCAGGAGUGCCGUGUGGCGAGAAUCUAGUGCAGCCUGCACCAUGAGCUUCUGGUAUUUCAUAUCUACAAAGGCCACAGGGUCCAUUCAGGUUCUCAUCAAGACAGAGAAAGGACUAUCAAAAGUAUGGGAAGAAAGUAAGCAGAACUCUGGCAGUCGUUGGCAAAAGGCUGAUAUCCUCCUAGGAAAAUUAAGGAAUUUUGAAGUCAUAUUUCAAGGUAUCAGAACAAGGGAUCUAGGAGGAGGAGCUGCAAUUGAUGAUAUUGAAUUUAAAAACUGCACAACUGUGGGAGAGAUCUCUGAGAUUUGUCCGGAAACCACUGAUUUUUUGUGCCGGGACAAGAAGUGUAUUGCAUCCCACCUUGUUUGUGACUAUAAACCAGAUUGCUCGGACAGGUCUGAUGAGGCUCACUGUGCACUGUAUACAAGCACAACAGGAAGCUGCAAUUUUGAAACAAGUCCAGGAAACUGGACCACAGCCUGCAGUCUUACUCAAGACUCUGAGGAUGACUUGGAUUGGGCCAUUGGCAGCAGAAUUCCUGCCAGAGCAUUGAUUCCAGACUCUGAUCACACACCAGGUAGUGGUCAGCACUUCCUGUACGUCAACUCAUCUGUCUCCAAGCAAGGAUCCAUUGCCAGAAUUACUACCUCCAAAGACUUCCCAGCAAGCCUCGGCAUGUGUACUGUUCGGUUCUGGUUCUACAUGGUCGAUCCCAGGAGUAUGGGAAUAUUAAAGGUGUAUACCAUUGAAGAAUCAGGGCUAAACAUCCUGGUGUGGUCAGUGAUUGGAAAUGAAAGAACAGGAUGGACAUAUGCAUAUGCACCUCUCUCCAGUAACAGUCCAUUCAAGGUGGCAUUUGAAGCUGAUUUGGAUGGAAAUGAGGACAUCUUUAUUGCUCUUGAUGACAUCUCUUUUACCCCAGAGUGUGUGACUGGAGGUCCUGUCACAGUGCAGCCAUCACCCUGUGAAGCUGAUCAGUUUUCUUGUAUCUACACACUCCACUGUGUCCCUCUCUCAGGGAAAUGUGACAGACAUGAAGACUGCAUAGACGGAUCUGAUGAAAUGGAUUGUCCUCUCAGCCCCACCCCUCCACUCUGUAGUAACAUGGAGUUCCUGUGCUCUACAGAUGAAUGUAUCCCUUCCCUCCUGCUAUGCGAUGGGGUGCCCGACUGCCACUUUAAUGAAGAUGAACUCGUUUGCUCCAACAGAAGCUGUUCUAAUGGAGCUCUGGUAUGUGCCUCCUCUAACAGCUGUAUCCCAGCCCACCAGCGCUGUGAUGGUUCUGCCGACUGCGUGGAUUUUCAGCUCGAUGAGUCCAGCUGCUCAGAAUGUCCAUUAAAUUACUGCAGAAAUGGUGGGAUUUGUGUAGUGGAGAAGAAUGGUCCUGUGUGUCGAUGUGGACAAGGAUGGAAAGGAAAUAGAUGCCAUGUCAAGUUUAAUCCCCCUGCAGACUUCACAUACUCUCGGAGCAAUAUAUGGAUCCUCCUGGGUGUUGGAUUAGCAUUCCUGAUGACUCAUAUCACAGUUGCAAUCUUGUGUUUCCUUGCAAACAGAAAGCUGCCAGUAAGGAAAACAGAGGGAAGUGGUAACUGUGCCUUUGUCAAUCCAGUUUACGGGAACUGGAGUGACCCAGAGAAAACAGAGAAUUCUGUCUAUUCCUUCUCAAAUCCAUUAUAUGACAGAACACCAGGAGGCCUGGAGACCAUGGCAGAUCCUCUCAAACAGCAACAUCGAGACCAAGUCUGAUCCGACAUGUGUAGUUUCCAAAAAAUGGCAGUCUCCCCAAUCUGAUAGAAACUCAUCUUCUACAAUGGUAAAAAGAGAAAGGAUUCAAAAUCCCAGUGUAAUUAUAACAUUUUUGAAUACAUUUUCUUACAGAAUAUAAAGAAUGUUUAUAUGGAAUCAGAAUCAGUACCUUGUCUGCAUUGAACAUCUGAAUAUUUUAAUAAAAUUUCAACUUAAUCUA